This is a messenger RNA of Danio rerio (zebrafish), 2008 nucleotides long. Lineage: Eukaryota; Metazoa; Chordata; Actinopteri; Cypriniformes; Danionidae. The record is from RefSeq and is a predicted model, not a curated record.
UAUAUAAAGUAUUAUUGAAAAAAUAUACAUAAUAUUAAAUUAUUAUAUUCUGUUUAGUUUUAUAAUUUGUUCAGCCUUCUAAGCUGUGUUUAAUGCAAUUAAACAGUACAAUUGUAGGGCUGAACAAAUUAAAUAGCAUGUAUCUUGAGUUAAAGCGCGUUUCGUCGUUGUAAAACGCGCUUCAGUUUAUCAUACAUGUAUGUGCAGUUUAUUAAUGUUAAUACACAUAUUAAUGAUUUUGAGGUGGACAUUUUCGAGAAGCUAAUCCUCGGAUUCUAAAUAGAACGCGUUCUAAUGACGUGAGAGCUGCGUGCGGCAGGUUUAUAUGCACGAACUUUAUUAGAAUUCUUUGUUGGGUGUUCUGGCGUUGGUUGUGGUUUGUGGUUGUUGUGCAUUUUGCGAUUUCUCGAUUGAUUUACGGUUAUUGAUUCACGGUUUUGACACUUUUUUCGGACUUCGACUACGGCUUUGGAUUUGCGAUUUCACUUUGACUCAUUCGGACACGGUUUUGGAUUUCCCGGUAACGACCCUUUUCUUCUGACUUCGACUGACGGCUUUGGACACCCCUUGGAUUUGGUUUAUCUCGGCAAAACCCCCAUAAUGGGAGUUUUAUCCGUGUGUGUAAGUAUAAAUAUUCACACAAUAUAAGGCAUACUAGUAAUUCACAAAUGCUUACUGUUAGUAAAGAAUUUAAUGUGUGUGUGUGGAGAAAUGUAAUACAUUUCAUGUUUAAAGGUACACUCAUAGUUACUUAUAAUUCACAUUUAUUAGACAGCUGUAUGUCCACUCACUUACUCGUUUUUUCAUUCUUAACCCUCUUUCUUGUGCAGGAGGAAGCACCGAGUAAGGUGUUUGGUGUUCCCUUGUCACAUCUGAGGAAGACCGGACUGAUGAGACAGGGGCUUCCUCUGGCCUUAACACACCUGGUGGGCUUCCUCGAGAAGCAUGGCCUCAGUACCUGUGGCCUGUUCAGGGUUGGUGGGACAGUAUUGCGGCAGUAUGAACUGAGGAAAUGUUUUGAUCGCGGAGGCUUCCCAAAGAUGAACGUUGAGGAUGUUCAUUCCUCAGCUUACGUCUUGAAACAUUUCCUCAGGACUCUUCCCGGUGGUCUCAUUCCAGAGCCAUUCAUGAUUGAACUGCUGAAAGUGUUCAAGAUGUUCAGACUUAGCAAACGUCACAAGGCAGUGAAGAAAAUACUGGAUACCAUUCCAGAAGAAAAUUACAAUAUCCUCUGCCUUCUAACUUUCUUCCUGUCCCGAGUGGCUGCUGCGAGUCAUGCCAACCGCAUGACCACCACCAACCUGUCCAUAGAAUUUGGGCCGAUCAUCUUUCAUGUUCCUCAAGGCCCCACAAAGCUUGAGGAAGAGGAGAUGUGUAUCAGCUUCACAGAGUACAUGCUGGACAACCUCAGACAUCUACUGCCCAAUAUUUACCCUCAGGCAUCUGCCAUCAACACAGCAGAGGGAGACGCUGUGUCUGAGGCAGAAGAGGACUUCACUCCUAAAAAGUGUGUCCAGCAGGUGCUUCUCGCAGAGACUAGCUCAAAGCCAGCAAAAAUUGGGCGACUUGGGCGUCUGAGAAGACGAUUUUUGCAUUUUUGGCAAAAAUUUGGCUCCCGCAAUGGCAGGUGCAAAGUGGAACCCUCUGGGGCUGGUGAUGUUCAAUGAAGUCUCCACAGCCAGUGAGAGGCUGAGAGAUGGUGAGGGUCACCAGUAAAUAAUGGGGCUGGUGAGGGUCACCGGAAGGCACAGACGUUGGUGAGGAUCACCAAAUGAAACUAAGGACUGGUGAGGGUCACUGAAAGUCAAUGGAGCCGAUGAGGUAAACUGAAAGUGAAAGUGUGUUGAGGAUUUCUGAAUGACACCAGUGCGAUGCAGCUCAUCAGAAAACAGGAGGAUCACUGGAGCUGCUGGACGUGAGGUGCCAUCACAGAUUUGAUUAUGAAGACAAAGACAAGGCAGAUGCUGAUUCUGAAUCUAACUGAAAUAAAGCUUGUCAUCUUCAGUCA